AUGGCGAGUUAUUUUGAUAUGAACAAAUUCAGCGUAGAACAGCUUAUGGCUCUCAAUAGUAUCAUAGAUAGUGACAACGAGAUCGAUGAAAGAGUAGAGGACAUCAUGGCUGACAAAAACUACAGGAUUGCACCUGAUGAUAAGGGCAAAGAUCCCUUUGAAGGAGAAAGACAAUUCGUAGAUGAAGUUGACCGUGAUAUGGAGGUAAAGAAACCAAGACGUCUUCCUUUAAACUAUAAGGGUAGAAGAGGAAUUAUGCCAACGUGGAAGUACUCUGACAGGCAAAAAGCAAAGGCCCUACUUGUAGAGGAGGCAUACCAAAGUUUACUAUCAAAGGGCGUUCAGGGAUUACCACCAACAAUGGGAGGCAGAUGGCGCACGGAUGAUCCUCAAGUAAACGAGGAAAUCAAGAGGAUUGAAAAUAAAAGGAAUCCUAAGAUAAAGCGUCCCAGAGGUAGACCACCGAAGGCAAAAACUGACUCCGAAGUUAAGGUUCCCAAAAAGAGAGGAAGACCUCCAAAGGCAAAGUCCGAUGCUGAAGCGAAGAUUCCUGGAAGGAGAGGUAGACCACAAAAGGUAAAGACUGACUAUGAAGUGAAGGUUCCUAAAAAGAGAGGUAGACCACCAAAGGCAAAGUCUGAUGCUAAGGUUAAAAGGCAAACUGUAGCAGAAAGAUUCCUGAGCCAGAGGAAGGUAAAACUCUCAGUGCCUGCUGAUAGUGUCAUAACCCCAACAGGUCCUGGUAAGUUUACAAUUCACGUGGAUCUUAAUAAGAGACCUGUGAGGAAAGCUCCUGAGGUACCCAAGGGUGUAGCUCCAUGGAGACCGAUACCUAAGCCCAGAACGGUACUUCCUAGGGAAAGACCUGUACCGAAACCGAGGACUAAGCUUCCUAGAGAAAGACCAGUUCCUAAGCCUAGAACCAUCAAAGUAGUGUCUCCCCCUAAGUUACGUAAGCCUGUAAGAGUGUCAAAGGAAGUUAAGAAACAACCACCAGUGAUCACACCAAGUGAAUAUGAAAUCGAUCCAUUUGGAACAGACCUUGAAAAGCCAUUCCACAGGAAAAUCGAAACAGCCGCAAAUGGAGCCGCUGUGACUUACUCGAUAACUCCUCAUUAUAUGGACCCUCUGGACCAGAUGACUGCAAGUAGACAGGUAGUGAGAGGAAUACUUGUGAACGAGUUGAAGAGAAUGGGUGGGUUGAAGUACACAGAGACUCUGAAGGUGAGAAUGUCAAAGGAAAUUGGUGACGGGAAAACCAAGAAGGACUCAGUCUACUUCAAAUCUAAGACUGGUACUGCAACUAACUUCGAGGAUAUUGAAAGUACUGCUGCUCAAAACCAACUGACAAUAUUGUCUAGAAUUGAAACCUUCCAAAACUUAGGUUCAAACUGGAUUAUACUCAAUAUUGAGAGUCAUUACGUAAACAUUGCAAUGUAUAAACCAUUAAGGGGUAGUUCAUAUAUGAAACUUCCAGGGGACAUUAGUAAUCCAAAGUGCGGGCUCAUCAAUAUGAAGAACAACGACAACCUGUGUUUUGUGUGGAGUCAUGUAAGACAUCUGAGACCAAAAGCCAGGAGAGCAACCACUAUCACACAGAAAGAUAGGGAAUUCAUAACGAACCUGGACUACGAAGGUAUAGACUUCCCCGUGAAGAUAAGUGACAUCGAUAAAAUUGAGAGGAAAAAUAGUAUCAACAUAUCGGUGUUCGGUUACAAGGGUAAGAAACAGUUCUACCCCAUAAGGAACUCAAAGGCUAAACAUGAUGAGCAUAUGGAGCUUCUACUCCUGGGUGAUAGUGAAGGUAGUAGACAUUACGUUCUCAUAAAGGAUGUAAACAGGAUGCUCUUCAGCGUAAGUAAACAUACAAAUAAGAAGCACUUCUGUCUACACUGUCUUCAUAGUUGUGUGAGCAAAGAGGUACUGGAGAAGCAUAAGGAAACAUGUCUGGAGGUAAAUGGAACUCAGGCCGUAAAUCUUCCAAAGGAAGGGACAAAAAUCAAGUUCAAAAAUCACAGGAACUCAAUGCCAGUACCGUUUGUGAUAUACGCUGAUUUUGAGUCAAUACUAGUACCAGAGGAGAGAAAAGUGGAGUCAGAAAACCCUGAGGAUAAAAGUAGUACAGACCUUUACCAGACACACAAGGCUUGUAGUUUUGGUUUGAAGACUGUCUGCCACUAUGAUGAUAAGUACUCCGGUGAGUAUAAGAGUUACGUUGGAGAGGAUGCUGCACUGGUCUUCCUAAAGACUGUAUUAAUAGAGUCCUUCAGAUGUAGAGAAAUGGUUAACAAUAUAUUCAAGAAAAAGAUGGUAAUUACACCUGAACAGGAAUUCGAAUUCCAGGCUGCAAGAAACUGCUCAAUAUGUGGUAACGAUCUUGGUGAGGAUAGAGUAAGAGACCAUGAUCAUGUAACUGGACUGUAUCGUGGAGCUGCUCAUAAUAUAUGCAACCUAAAGUACAGAAUUUCAUGGAAAGUGCCUGUGGUCUUCCAUAAUCUGAGAGGUUACGAUAGUCAUCUAAUUAUGCAGGAAAUUGGUAAGUUCAAUAUGAAUGUUAAUGUUAUCCCAAAUAAUAUGGAAAAAUAUAUUUCAUUCUCACUAGGUAAAAUCUGGUCUUCAUAGACUCUAUACAGUUUAUGGCUUCUUCACUGGAAGCAUUGGUGAGUAACCUUUCACCUGAGGACUUCAGGAUAGUAGGUAAGAGGUGGAAGGGUAAGGACUUCAAUCUAGUGACACAAAAAGGAGUGUUCCCUUAUGAGUUCCUCGAUAACAUUAGCAAGCUUGAUACUGAAGGUCUACCGAGUAAGGAUAAGUUCUACUCAUCACUGUAUGAGUCAGAGGUGAAGGAAGAAGAUUACCAAAGAGCUCAAAAAGUGUGGGAUCACUUUAAGAUGAAAACCCUGAGAGACUACCACGAUCUCUACCUGGAGACUGACGUUCUUUUGCUGGCUGAUGUGUUUGAAAACUUCAGGAGAACAUGUCUGGAAAGUUAUGAACUUGACCCCGCACAUUACAUGUCAGCACCUGGUCUAAGUUGGGACGCUUUCCUGAAAAAGUCAGGUGAAGAAAUAGAACUUGUAAGUGAUAUGGAUAUGUUUCAGUUCUUCGAGAAGGGUAUGAGAGGUGGUACAAGUUAUAUUGCUCAUAGACACUCCACAGCUAAUAAUAAGUACAUGGAGACGUAUGAUGAGUCGUCUGAGAACAAGUACUUGAUGUACCUCGAUGCUAAUAAUUUAUAUGGCUGGGCAAUGUCACAAUCACUCCCAAAUGGAGAGUUCAAGUGGGUUGAGGAAUUCGACGGUAUGAAUCUAGAUGAUUACCUUGAGGACAGCGAAAGAAGUAUGGUUUUAGAGGUUGACCUGGAAUAUCCACAAGAACUUCACGAUCUACAUAACGGUUAUCCUCUAGCACCGGAGAGUAAGGAAAUCAGUGCUUCUAUGUUGUCAGAUUAUGCGAAGAGUAUUGCUGAGAAAUUCCAACUGACAAUUGGAGGAGUAAGAAACCUAGUGACUUCACUUGGUCCCAGAAAGAAGUACGUCUUACAUGUACGUAAUCUGAAACUGUACACAGACCUUGGGAUGAAACUCACGAAAGUCCAUAGAGCGGUUACGUUCAAGCAGUCUCCCUGGCUUAAGGACUAUAUAGACUUUAAUACGAAGAAAAGGUCUGCAGCCCGUAAUACGUUCGAAAAGAACUUCUUCAAGUUGAUGAAUAAUUCGAUUUACGGAAAGACUAUGGAAAAUCUUAGGAAAAGAGUUGAUGUGAAAUUAGUGUCCUCCAAAGACGACCUCCUAAAACUGACAGCAUCACCGUGCUUCCAGUCACAUCGAAUUAUGAAUGAGAAUCUUAUAGUGGUAAAGCAAAUGAAAGAAGUUCUAACGCUAAAUAAACCGUGUUACGUAGGAAUGAGCAUCUUAGACUUAUCUAAGACUUUAAUGUAUGACUUUCACUACAACACCAUCAAGAAGGAGUACGGUAAUAGUUCAAGGUUACUGUUCACCGAUACUGACAGUCUAAUGUAUGAACUGAAAACGGAUGAUGUUUAUGAGGACUUUAAGAGAAUCGGUGAAAAGCAAGACUGUUGGGAUAAUUCGGAUUACCCAAAAGAUUCUCCAUACUACUCAACUCACAACAAGAAGGUUAUAGGUAAGUUUAAGGAUGAAGCUGAAGGAGUACCUAUAAUUGAGUUUGUUGGGUUGAGGUCAAAAAUGUAUUCCUAUGUAAAGGAAAACGGUGGAGGUGGAAUGACUGCUAAAGGAGUUAAAAAGUAUGUUAUCAGAAACAAGCUCACUCACGAGAACUUUAAGAAUGUAAUUAAUACGAAAGGUAGGAUGGGACAUAAUAUAAAUACAAUCAGAAGCGUAAAGCAUACAAUUGGAACUUACGAAUUGAAGAAGGUUACUCUUAGCUGUUUUGAUGAUAAAAGGUAUCUUUUGGAGGAUGGAGUUACCAGUUAUGCUCAUGGUAACAAGAAUAUAAAAAAUAGUGACUGAGAAGUUCCCACAGAGUAGAAAGUAAUAAUCCUAAAGGGUAAAUAAGCAGGAAGGGCCCCCUGCCUUGUGUACCCCCAAGGAGGAAAUAAAAGAUGUUGAAAAGGCUUUGGAAUAGGAAGGUUGGACGAUAUUGGGAAAGUGUAGGAUAAUCGUACUAGAGUCUCAGCUGAGAUAAGUUAAAUGAAAAAUAAGAAUAGCAGUUUCACAUUCUAAUAAAUGUACCAAUCAUUAAUUUUAAUAUAAUAAAAAUAAAUUCUUUUAAAUAAAGAUAAAAAACUAGUGGUCUAGAAAAAUUGGGAAUGGUCUAGAAACCUCAGUUCCUAUACUACUUUUCUGCAGAUCGAUAUUCCUCCAGUCGGUAUACUUUAAUAUUACACAUUCGAUUGGCUUCACUGUCUUGGGUGUUUUUUUGGCCCCCAUUCUUUUAAUUUAAUGUUAAUUUAGGAAGAUAAGAAAAUCCAUCAUCCGUCAUCACACGCACGAGUUCCACAAUUCACAAAUUCUGCGAUACGAAGCAGGUUUUUAUUUCGCUAUUCAGCUAGUUCUAAGAAUAGGUUGUUGCAAUACUACUUGUCGAUAAUAUACUACCACAAAGGCGACACUUGCAUUCCGAAAACAAAGCGGAUUUCGGGUAAAUAAUCUUUGGAGUUUCCUUUCGCUGUGCCAUAGCUUGAGAGCUACUGUAUACUGUACUUUGACUUUGUAUAAGUGUGCAUUCGACCUUUAUUUUCUUUGCGUUGAUAAAUAAUGGCUCCACUUCAAGGUGUAAAACAGACCUCCAGCCAUGCAAAUUAUAUCAAGUAGGUGUAAAAAGCUUUCAAGCGCCAGGCGGUGACAUAUUUCAUAAAAGAUAACACAAAAACCGACAAAAUCCAAAAUAUGGAUGAAUACAGAGCGUAAAUGGCCGUAUUUUCCAUUUAGUCUAGGACCUGUAUAUGAGUUUGUAUGCGUUUCAUUUAGCACAGGUAAUCUCAACUGGUUUAGGGUAAAAUGACCAUGGCGGUCAACAUGGCAUAUGUGCCAAAAGCUGAAUCCGGGACGAAAGUCCUGAAAAUGACCCCGCCCUGAAACGGCAGUGUCGACAUAGCUCUAACUUCAGCAAACAAAAAGCGAUAGUCUUUCUGAAGUGCUUAUAGUGUUUGGAAGGGUUGCUUUUAGGGGUGGUCAUUGGAAGAAAAAUUUGUCCAAGUAUAAUAUUUUACAAGAAAAUGACCAUGCACCACCCCAGGUAAAUUGCUGAUUAUGCAUAAAAUAACUAAUAUGCCAGGCAGAAAUUAAAUAUUCUUAUUUCCUAAAAAAAAUUAUCGUGGGGUUAAAAACUAUGCUUAAUUUAAUAUAAAUAUUGUUGAUUUCAUAAGGAUUGUCAUUGUUUUCUUUAAAUAUAAUAAAUUUUAUUUCACUUACCCCCCACGAAAACGCGAUUUCAGCCAUAUUUUGCUUGUCUUGUUUGCUUUUUAUCGCCGAAUCACGCAAAUAUCAUCCAGUUAUUGUACUUUUACAUAAUCAUAAAUGGCUGAAGAAGAUUUCAAAGAAGGUUUCAUCCACUUUUGAAACAGUGCAGUGUAUUUUAUCUUCGAUAAUGUGUCCUUCGAUAUCUCGUCAAAUUGCCGCCAUUUUAAUGGCUCGCCGCUUCUCUGCCCGAUAAAUGCCACUUCUUCGUUUUCAUAUGUAUUUAGAUUACAUUAUCCAAGAGUACUUCAUUGUAGAAUAGUCCCAAUCCAAAAAUUGGAAAUAUUAUUUGUACUUGGGAGGAAAAAACCUCCCAGUACAAUUGUCCUGUUAGAAUUCAAAAGAAAUAAUUUAAAAGUCACGCGCAAGUUCGCGAAAACACCACGUGGGUUACAUAACAGGGGGGGUGAAUAUUUUCACGAAACGUUUGUUCGCCACCACAGCAACCUAACUAGUAACUAAAUGUAUUAUAUUUUUUGUAUUUUUAUAAUUGAUGAUAAAUAUACACAAAUAUUUAUUGUUUUUAUCAAAAAUCACAAAUAUACAAUAAAUAUAAUGUACCUAACUUAGGUUGCUGUGGCCUGUGGUGGCGAACAAACGUUUCGUGAAAAUAUUCACCCCCCCUGUUAUGUAACCCACGAGGUGUUCUCGCGAACUUGCGCGUGACUUUUAAAUUAAUACUUUUGAAUUCUAACAGGACAAUUGUACUGGGAGGUUUUUCCUCCCAAGUACAAAUAAUAUUUCCAAUUUUUGGAUUGGGACUAUUCUACAAUGAAGUACUCUUGGAUAAUGUAAUCUAAAUACAUAUGAAAACGAAGAAGUGGCAUUUAUCGGGCAGAUAAGCGGCGAGCCAUUAAAAUGGCGGCAAUUUGACGAGAUAUUGAAGGACACAUCGAAGAUAAAAUACACUGCACUGUUUCAAAAGUGGAUGAAACUUUCUUUGAAAUCUUUUUCAGCCAUUUAUGAUUAUGUAAAAGUACAAUAACUGGAUGAUAUUUGCGUGAUUCGGCGAUAAAAAAGCAAACAAGACAGCAAAAUAUGGCUGAAAUCGCGUUUUCGUGGGGGGUAAGUGAAAUAAAAUUUAUUAUAUUUAAAGAAAACAAUGACAAUCCUUAUGAAAUCAACAAUAUUUACAUUAAAUUAAGCAUAGUUUUUAACCCCAUGAUAUUUUUUUUUAGGAAAUAAGAAUAUUUAAUUUCUGCCAGGCAUAUUAGUUAUUUUAUGCAUAAUCAGCAAUUUACCUGGGGUGGUGCAUGGUCAUUUUCUUGUAAAAUAUUAUACUUGGAAAAAUUUUUCUUCCAAUGACCACCCCUAAAAGCAACCCUUCCAAACACUAUAAGCACUUCAGAAAGACUAUCGCUUUUUGUUUUCUGAAGUUAGAGCUAUGUCGACACUGCCGUUUCAGGGCGGGGUCAUUUUCAGGACUUUCGUCCCGGAUUCAGCCUUUGGCACAUAUGCCAUGUUGACCGCCAUGGUCAUUUUACCCUAAAACAGUUGAGAUUACCUGUGCUAAAUGAAACGCAUACAAACUCAUAUACAGGUCCUAGACUAUAAACACAAUGGCAAGCGAACGGCACUAAAAACGCGCGAUAUGAUUGGAGUAGACAUGUGCAAAAAUAUACAACAGUUAUACCAAGUCCAUGUUCCUGUUGGAUCACGUAAGAACUUUCCAAAUUAAUCCUGUUCUUUAAAAGUUAUUUGCAAAAUAAAAUUGGUAUAUUGCCCUUGCACAGGAUUGCCGCGUAGGUCAUUCUAAUUAAGUAAAAUUUCUUCUGUGCAAAAAUUUCUUGUACAUUUUUCAUUAGCAGGGAGGGUGAAAUAUUUUCUCCAGACCCUUCUAAGUGUCGGGUUGGGAACUGUUUGAAUUUCAGUUGACUUCAACUAAACCUUCAUUCGCCUAUUGAGCGAUAUGUGUAAAAUGUAUAUAAGCGAUGAAUAUAAGUAAGAGACUGUGACUGCUCAUCCUCCUGAUUUUCAUAUUUAUGUUCUAUAAUACUGUACGUUGAAGUCGAUUGUUUAAAUGGUAGUAUAAUAAAAUUGCAACAAACAUAGUCCAUGGGCCGGUUGUUCAAAGCUCGAUUAGCACUGACCCAGCAUGGGUUAAGUUUUAACCCGCUGUUUUGAGGGUAUUUCUGUAAGACCGUUCAUUUCAAAAGUUUGAAAAAAAAACAUCUACUGAUCCAAAAAAGAUUUCUGGAAAACCUAUUUAAUUUUAUAAACAAGCUGUUGGAAAGUUCUAUUUGGACCCAGGGUUAGAACAACCGGCUUUUGAUGACAACUGGCGCCAGAAUAUAGAAUGAAGCAAAGUGUGCGCGUGCGCGUAUCGGGUUGUGUGUAGGGCUGGGAGAAACGUGGUAACUUGAUUACAUCAUUUUCGGUUUGUAAGGUUGAUUACAAGAUUUGUAAGGUUGCUGUGGAAAUAAGGUUUUUAAAUCAGAAUUGAUAUGAUCAUAUAUAAAGCCUCAAUAUAACAGUUCACAUUUUUUUUGCAAUGUAGAACACGUAAAACAUUAAAAGAAAUGGUCAACUCUGUGCGUGACCUGUCGUCUUUUGUUGUUGGCAAUGCGCUAGAAUCAAGAUAUUUUCUAUAUUUAUGA
Messenger RNA from Paramuricea clavata, 8539 nucleotides. The record is from the annotation of a GenBank genome assembly. Lineage: Eukaryota; Metazoa; Cnidaria; Anthozoa; Malacalcyonacea; Plexauridae.